GCCUCAGAGCGAAAGAGGCCUCGCUGGCCCAACAUAUAACCCUUUCCUCCCCGACCUCGACCCUCUCCCAGACGCCCAUCCGCCAUGUCCCAAACACCCCCGCAAUCCGACACCGCUGCGGCGGCCGUCAACCAGAAGCUGCAGUCUAGUCUCCCUCCCGCCGUGGCCCAGAAGCUCCCACACAUUCCAGAAUCCAAGGAGGAGCUCAAAGCCGAGCUCAAGGCCGAGGCGAAGGCCGCCGCUUCCUCGGGCCUGUCGCAGUUGCGGUCCUUGGUCGCCGGCGGCUUCGGCGGCGUGUGCGCCGUCCUUGUCGGCCACCCCUUCGAUCUGGUCAAGGUGCGCCUGCAGACGGCCGAGAAGGGCGUCUACUCGAGCGCCAUCGACGUGGUGCGCAAGAGCGUGGCCAAGGACGGCCUGCGCCGGGGCCUGUACGCCGGCGUGAGCGCGCCGCUCGCUGGCGUCACACCCAUGUUUGCCGUCUCCUUCUGGGGCUACGACCUCGGCAAGACCAUCGUGCGCGCGACCAGCACGGUGGCGCCCGACGGGUCGCUCUCGAUCGCGCAGAUCUCCGCGGCCGGCUUCUUCUCCGCGAUCCCGAUGACGGCCAUCACGGCGCCGUUCGAGCGCGUCAAGGUGAUCCUGCAGGUGCAGGGGCAGAAGCCGCUGGCGCCGGGCGAGAAGCCCAAGUACGCCGGCGGGCUGGACGUGGUGCGGCAGCUGUACCGCGAGGGCGGGGUGCGGUCCGUCUUCCGCGGCUCGGCCGCCACGCUGGCCCGCGACGGGCCCGGCUCCGCCGCCUACUUCGCCGCCUACGAGUACAUCAAGAAGGCGCUGACCCCGCGCGACCCGGCCACCGGCGAGCCCAGCGGCAAGCUCAGCCUGACCGCCGUCACCUGCGCCGGCGCCGCCGCCGGCGUCGCCAUGUGGAUCCCCGUCUUCCCAGUCGACACCGUCAAGAGCCGCCUGCAGACCGCCGAGGGCAGCGUGUCCAUCGGCGGCGUCGUCAGGGGCUUGUACGCCCAGGGCGGCCUCCGCGCCUUCUUCCCCGGCUUCUGGCCCGCCCUGGCCAGGGCCGUGCCGGCGAACGCGGCGACCUUCUUGGGCGUCGAGCUGGCGCACCAGGCGAUGAAUAAGGUGUUUGGGUGAUGGCGGAGCUGGCUAGCGCUCCAGGUGAAUGCGCGGUUGGUGGGGUAUAGACGAUGAUGUUUGUCGCUCGUGGUUUGUCCUCCUGACGACGGUUUGUCGGCUGUGGCACUGUACAGCGGGAGUUGGUUUCGCAUCUUCAGAUA
This is a messenger RNA of Thermothielavioides terrestris NRRL 8126, 1289 nucleotides long. RefSeq lists its product as uncharacterized. Lineage: Eukaryota; Fungi; Ascomycota; Sordariomycetes; Sordariales; Chaetomiaceae. The coding region runs from base 85 to 1146 and encodes 353 amino acids. Gene Ontology annotation, cellular component: mitochondrial envelope. The record is from RefSeq and is a predicted model, not a curated record. The transcript is spliced from 2 exons. Gene Ontology annotation, biological process: mitochondrial transport; carnitine transmembrane transport. Gene Ontology annotation, molecular function: O-acyl-L-carnitine transmembrane transporter activity.